UCUGUCAGGAAAUCCAAGCAAACCAUGCUUCGUCCUUUACUUCAAAGGAGUCACUUUGAUGCUGGACUGUGGGUUAGACAUUGCUCAGAUUCUGAAGUUUCUGCCAUUAUCUGUGGCUCCAAACAAAUCUGAUAAUACUUAUAAAAAAUGGAUUCACAGUGACAAAGAAAAAGACAAAAUAUUGGGAGAUGAACUUCGAGAAGUGGCAGGGUCUGUAUUUGUAGAUGGGUCACUGGAAUUCUGCUCCCCAGAGCUGGGUAUGACGACCCUUUCAGAAGUGGAUGCUAUUCUUUUGUCCAAUCAUAAUACAAUGUUGGCAUUACCAUAUAUAACAGAAUAUUCAGGAUUCAAAGGAACGAUUUAUUGUACAGAACCCACUCUACAAAUAGGAAGGCAGUAUAUGGAGGAACUGGUCACCUAUGUAGAAAGGAAUCCCCAAAAUAAGAAGUGUUCAAAGUGGAAAUCUGAGGGAAUUCUGUCCUCUCUCCCCGCCCCUCUCAGGGAGGCAAUACGACCCACAGCAUGGCGGGAGUGCUACACCAGACACGAUAUACAGACCUGUCUGUCCAAAGUACAGACUGUGGGGUACAAUGAGAAAAGGAACAUAUUUGGAGCUUUGACUAUCACAGCCUGUAGUUCUGGGUACAGCAUUGGCAGUUGUAACUGGACAAUCAAGUCUCCGUACCAAAAGAUCUGUUACAUUUCUGGAACAUCAACUUUGACCACCCACCCCAAACCCAUGGACACAGACCCAUUAAGACAGAGUGACCUGAUUAUUCUUAGUUCUAUGACAAAAACCCCAGGGUAUAACCCUGAUCAGAUGAUUGGUGAAUUCUGUGUCAACACAGUGGUGACAAUAAAGAAUGGGGGUAAUGUCCUUGUGCCUUGUUACCCAUCAGGAAUGACCUUUGACCUUUUUGAAUGUUUAAGCGGCCAUCUUGAUAGCUGUGGAUUAACCACAAUUCCUCUGUACUUCCUGUCUCCUGUGUCAGACAGUUCAUUAGCAUACUCCAAUAUCUACGCAGAAUGGUUAUCAACAUCCAAACAAAACAAAGUCUAUCUUCCUGAGCCCCCAUUUCCUCAUGCAGAGCUUGUAUCAAUAGGAAGACUUAGACAUUAUACAAAUAUACACGAUGGACUACAGAAUGAUUUUAAGUCUCCAUGCAUUGUAUUUGCUGGUCACCCAUCACUGAGAAUGGGAGAUGUUGUACACUUUAUGGAGCUCUGGGGCAAAUCCUCCAGCAACACAAUACUCUUCACUG
Messenger RNA from Saccostrea cuccullata (small rock oyster), 1262 nucleotides. Its product is annotated as integrator complex subunit 9-like. Gene Ontology annotation, cellular component: integrator complex. Lineage: Eukaryota; Metazoa; Mollusca; Bivalvia; Ostreida; Ostreidae. The record is from RefSeq and is a predicted model, not a curated record. The transcript has 12 exons. Gene Ontology annotation, biological process: snRNA 3'-end processing. The annotation marks the transcript as partial.